Messenger RNA from Adelges cooleyi (spruce gall adelgid), 2963 nucleotides. It is a transcript of the gene smid, whose product is annotated as nuclear valosin-containing protein-like. The record is from RefSeq and is a predicted model, not a curated record. Gene Ontology annotation, molecular function: RNA binding; ATP hydrolysis activity; preribosome binding. The transcript has 14 exons. NCBI's taxonomy places the organism in Eukaryota, Metazoa, Arthropoda, Insecta, Hemiptera, Adelgidae. Gene Ontology annotation, biological process: ribosome biogenesis. The coding region runs from base 176 to 2611 and encodes 811 amino acids. Gene Ontology annotation, cellular component: nucleus.
UGAAAACUUAAUUUUUUAAGACUGAGUGGUGAUUUUUUUUCAUACUUGCUUUCUGUUUUUUGUGAAUAUUUUUAAUAAUAGCUAUGUUAUUUCCUUUUAGUUUAUUUAUAUUUUAAAUAAUUGAACUGCAUUGUUAAGUAUAUAGAAGAAAUAUUUACACGAUUAAUACGAACAAAUGUUGCGUUUAAAAUCGUACGAUUUGGAUACCAAUUUCAGUACGAAAUAUCUGAAUAAGACAUCUUAUCAAGAUGUUCAGUAUUCGGAUAGGAACAUUAUUCCACGUGUUGAAAUGUUUUUGAAACAAUAUUUAGAAGCAUCCAAACAAAUUAAAUACUUGGAUAAGGAAAUAAUUGUUAACAGUUUACGUUCUCAAUAUCCUGAGUAUAAUAGAAAACCGUGGGGAGUUGUUAGUAAUUUGAUUGCUAGAGCUCUUGUAGUUAUCGAGAGUAAAAAGAUUGUCAAUGUGAAGAAUGUUGAUCCCAUGUCAUCUGAAGACUCCACCAUUGACAUAAUGUCGUCAGGAGAAGAGCAAAUCGAUAUAACUAACGAUUUGGAUCCUCCAGAAUGUUCAAAUUAUAUUACCGAAGUAAAUGUUUCUGGAUCAGAAGAAGCACAAGAAAUUGGAACAGAUUUAGAUAUAAUUGAUGUAACUACAGUGACUUCAACUGAAAUAAAGCAAACACUGAACAAUACUAUACCAGAAGAAACCGAAAAAUAUCAAUUUAGAAGGCAGCCUUUCUUUAGUCCGAUAGUAAUGAAAAGAAAAGUCCAAAAUGUAGACAAUACAAUAGACACAAUGCCGACUCCAAUGAAAAAAGUUUGCCAACAAAUCGGAUCGGCUGAAGAAGUUAAAGUAACAUUUGAUGAUCUUGCUGGUUGCGAUUCAGUGUUAUUGGAAAUUUGUCAACUUAUUAUGCACAUUAAGCAUCCAGAAAUAUACAAAACUUUAGGGGUGUCGCCACCAAAAGGUUUUUUAUUACAUGGACCUCCUGGAUGCGGUAAAACACUUUUAGCGCAAGCUGUUGCGGGAGAAUUAAAAGUGCCCUUAAUAAGUAUAGCAGCUCCACAAUUGGUAGUUGGUAUAAGUGGCGAAUCGGAAAAACGAGUCAGGAAAUUAUUUGAAACUGCUGUGAAAUCCGCACCAUGUGUAUUGUUCAUAGAUGAAGUAGACUCAAUUUCACCAAAUCGACAGAACACUUCUAGAGAUAUGGAACGCAGAAUUGUUGCUCAGUUAUUAUCGUCUCUAGAUAAUUUGAAGGAUGACGACAAAGUUAUUGUGAUUGGGGCUACAAGUCGUCCUGAUAGUUUAGAUCCUGCUCUUAGGCGAGCUGGACGUUUUGAUCGUGAAGUCUGUCUUGGGAUACCCGAUAGACAAUGUCGUAGAGCAAUGUUAGACCUUAUGUGCAAAGACUUACGCAUAGCUUCUUCGGUUACAACAGAAAAAUUAAGUGAAUUAACACCAGGUUUUGUUGGUGCUGACCUAAAAUCGCUUACUAGAGAAGCGGCUACUGUUGCAGCAAAUCGAACUAUUGAAGAAAUAAAACAAAAAUUAAAUCUUGCAUCUAAUAAUGGGGAAGCCGAUGAAACUGAAAUAAUGCCAAAGAAUAAAGUUCUCGACACUUUAAAUUUAUUACGUUCCACUCAUAUUAUUCCAAUCGAAGAAUUGGGUUCAGUAGAAAUUAAUUUACAAGAUUUUAAAGAGGCCUUGAAAAAAGUUGUUCCAUCUUCAAAAAGAGAAGGAUUUGUCACUGUGCCUAAUAUUACAUGGGACGACAUUGGUUCUUUAAAAAAAAUACGACAAGAACUACACAUGGCAAUGCUUGCCCCUGUAACGCACGCUAAAGAAUUUACAGCACUUGGACUGGAUGUUCCUACCGGCAUAUUGUUAUGUGGUCCGCCUGGAUGUGGUAAAACAUUGUUGGCCAAAGCUGUAGCUAAUGAAGCCGGCAUUAACUUUAUAUCUAUCAAAGGACCUGAAUUACUCAAUAUGUAUAUAGGAGAAAGUGAACGAGGAGUUCGACAGUGUUUCCAAAGAGCUCGCAAUUCGCAACCCUGUGUCAUAUUUUUUGACGAAAUUGAUGCUCUGUGCCCAAAAAGAAGUGAUACGGAUGCAUCUGGUCGUUCAGGUCAACGAGUUGUCAAUCAGUUACUGACAGAAAUGGAUGGUUUUGAAGGCGGUCGUAGUGGUGGAGUAUUUGUUAUGGGUGCAACAAAUCGCCCUGAUAUGAUUGAUCCCGCUGUACUUCGCCCUGGUCGCUUAGACAAAGUUCUUUAUGUUGGUUUACCAGACGACGAAGGACGUGUAGACAUAUUAAGAGCAUUGACUAAAAACGGAAAGAAACCAGUUUUGGCAGAAGACGUAGAUUUGGAUGCAAUUGGAAAAAAUGGAAAUUGUAUUAAUUUUACGGGAGCUGACUUAGCCGCUCUAGUACGCGAGGCAGGCAUUUUAUGUCUUCAGGAGUAUAUUAACUCUGUUGAUGAAAAUAAAAAACUAGCAAUUCAAACUAAACACUUUGAUGAAGCAUUGUUAAAAAUCAGACCAUCAGUAGCAUUGGAGGAUCGUGCUCGUUAUGAGUUGUUGAAAAUGAAAUACGCAUCCCCGAGAGGUUGAAGACACUAGAUUUAAAAUAUGUGUAAUCAGCAAACACAUACUUGGUAUAUCUCUACAAGACUACUAUAAAUGUAUUAUAUUUGUAAAUAUAGUAAAUAAUAAGAUGUAUAUAUUGUAAAUAUGUAUACCUAUAAUAUAGUAUACUAUAUACAGUAUAUUAUAUUAUAAUGUAACUUUAUUGUAUUUACUCAUUGUAACAUAAUGAUUAUUCGCAAGUAAUUGAUAAAAAAUACACAAACUGACUUUUCAAUUUUGCUUAUUGUAAUGAGUAUGUGAUGACCGACCAAUAAACUAAAUUUUUUUUCAUAUAUAAUAAUUGGACACCUUUUAUAGCAAUUGAUUUGAGUACAAC